AUGCUCAUUAUAACCAUUAUAGAUAUGAUAAAACGCUUGAAUGAAGUAGCUGUGCUACGAGUAAAACGUCGUUCGUAUGCAAAUAUGAAGAAAAGUGCAUUAGCCGUGGAACAGUCGAUAGGAAAAGGCUUUCAUUGUUCUCCGAUGCUCUCUCAUGCUGCGUCAGCCGAGAUGAGAAAUGAGCACUUAUUGGAGUCGGAAAUUUAA
Leptosia nina is the source of this 207-nucleotide messenger RNA. The record is from the annotation of a GenBank genome assembly. NCBI's taxonomy places the organism in Eukaryota, Metazoa, Arthropoda, Insecta, Lepidoptera, Pieridae.